AGUGAACACAAUUCAUGGAGAUAGAAAGGAAGAAAGGCUAUGCCUGGGCUGCCUCUGCCGGACUCAACGCCGCUCUUGCCGCCAUUUCAGCGAAAUUCUUUUCAUCCCAGUUGAAAUAUGUUCUGGUUAUAUUCUUCAACGUCAUAAUGUGGGGAUGCUACGUUAACAGUAUGAGGUCUCUCUCGUCUUUACAAGCUACUGUGACAAACUUUGCGACCAAUUUUCUCUCGUCUGGGUUGUCUGGUUUCUUUCUCUUUGAGGAGGCACUGCCACUUAAGUGGUUUGCAGGCGCUGUGUUAAUAGUGAUUGGCGUUAUAAUUCUAAGCAAGUCGAGCAUCGACAAGAAAACACACACAAGUUGAGUGUGGAUUUAUGUACAAUCCUUGCUCAAUGAGGCCAAAUUACUGAGGAGAAAGACUCGGUUGUCUGAUUCAUGUCUAAAAGGUUCGGCUCUUGGUUGGUGGAAUGAGAACUUGAGAUGAUACAUUCUUUGUAUUCUACAAGAAAUGCUGUUGUUCAAGUCGGGAUCUGUCAUUUUCGUUUGUGCAUGUUCAGAAUGUCUUGGUUUUUUAGAGGUUGCAUACACUAUAUAACUGUGUUUUUUUACCACGUUGUCCAUAUGCUUGCUCGCUGCUAAUUUGAUUAACACAAUUUUUUUGUGAGAUAGCCUAAUCGUUAGGCGAGUCAAUCCAUCAUAUUUUUUGAACAAAAAUGUAUUACCUAAUAUUGAGAAAUGGCACAUGUUUGUUUAAUGUUA
Messenger RNA from Striga asiatica, 757 nucleotides. Lineage: Eukaryota; Viridiplantae; Streptophyta; Magnoliopsida; Lamiales; Orobanchaceae. The record is from the annotation of a GenBank genome assembly.